This is a messenger RNA of Closterium sp. NIES-65, 4608 nucleotides long. Lineage: Eukaryota; Viridiplantae; Streptophyta; Zygnematophyceae; Desmidiales; Closteriaceae. The record is from the annotation of a GenBank genome assembly.
AUGUCCCAGAGUUCGACUUGGAGAUUGAGAAUGACAAAUCAGUUUGACUUGGAGAAUGCACGGACGUCACUGGACGAGCAAGGGUUGAAGAUUGCGGAGAAUCAGGAGGCGAGCUCCAAGAAUCGGAGGAAACUCGCAGAGUCCACACGAGACUUCAAGAAGGCAGGUAAAGAGGAGCAGAGCAAGUUGUUCGGCGCCCUUCUCAAGGCGUAUCAGGAGGAGGUGGACAACCUCACAAAGCGCGCCAAGUUUGCAGAAGCAUCUUUCCUGGGCGUCUACCAGAAGCUCUAUGAGGCCCCGGAUCCUGUGCCGUCCCUGGCGUCUGCUGCUGAGGUGGCAGCGAAUGCUGCUGAGCUGGCGGCGGAGAAUCGGCGCAUGCAUGCUGAGCUGGAGGAGUUCCGAUCUGAGUCAGCACACCUCAAGAACCAGCAGGCGACGGUUCGACGGCUGGAGGAGAGAAACCGACAGCUGGAGCAGCAGAUGGAGGAGAAGGUGAAGGAGAUGGUGGCGAUGAAGCAGCAUGUGCUGGCGGAGGAGAGCCAACGGAGCAUGGAAACACUCAAGUCAAGGGAGGAUGCACUGCAGGAGCAGCUGAGGGCGGCGAGGGAGACAGUGAGCAACAUGCAGCGGCUGCACGAGAUGAGCCAGUCGCAGCUGUUCGAGCUCAAGGCGCAGUCAGAGGAGGAUCGCGCGUCGAAGCAGGGCGAGGUGAAUUUGCUGACCGACGAGGUGGAGCGAGCUCAGGCGCGGCUUCUGGCUCUGGAGAGAGAGAAGGAAGCUCUAAAGGCGCAGCUGCAGACUGCACAACCUAGUGAAGCAGCAGAUGGCGAGAGCACGGACAGCAGUGGAGCGGUGGGGUGGGAGGCGGCAGUGAGGGCAAAGGAGGCGGUGAUAGCAUCGCUGCAUCAGGAGCUGCACGCCCUGGAGGCAGCAGGGGCGGCUGAGAGGGAGGAGCAGCGGGCGGAGGUGAAACGACUCAAGGCGCUGCUGCAGGACCAGGAGUCGUCCAUUGGAGCGCUGAGAGCGGAGCUGGCAACGAGGCCCACACAGAGGCAGUGGGAGGACCUGCGCAAGCAAGUGAAGAUCCUGCAGGCUGUGGGGUACAAUGCAGUGGAAGUGGACGACUGGGAUGAACCAGGCAUGGCAUCCAACGGUCCAGGAUCGUCCUCCGAUCUCUCUGCUGCUGCAGAUGGGGACAGUGGGAAAAGGGGAGGGGAAGGGGGAGUGAUGCGCAGCAGCAGUGGGGCUGACAUUGGGAAACUGGAGGCGUUGCUUCUGGAGAAGAACAAACGGAUGGAGCACGAGUUGACUCAAGUCAAGAUGCGUCUAAGUGAGAGGGAGGAGGAGUGCGAUGAAACGAAAGCUAAGCUGGUAGCACUGGAAGGGACAGUGGCGGAGCAGAGGGCGCUCAUAGGCAAACUGGAGGACGACAUUCUCAAGGGCUAUGGCGCACGGGACAAGCACCGGGCGGCGUCCGUUGGCAGCAUUGUCUCGAUGCCCGGAGCAGCGGGCGGCAGCGGUGGUGGUGGUGUGGAUGGUGGUGUUACAGGUGGCAGCAGCAGAUUGGUGGAUGAUGAUUCGGUGCUGAUGGUGGUAUGCGGGCAGCGGGACAGGUUCCGACAGCGAAUGGGAGAGCUGGAAGAGGAACUGCGGGCAGAAAGGGAGAGGAGCAGCAAGUUAGCGACAGAGGUGGAGCGGUUGAAAGCAGACAACGUGAAGCUGUAUGAGCGCAUGCGCUACGUGCAGGACUACACGAGCGCUGGUGGGGGAGGGGACAGACCCAACUCCAGCCGGUCGAGAAAGAGUGACCUCGAGGCGGGUCCAGCAGCAGACGUGGAGGGCAAGUACAAGAAGAUCUACGAGGAGACAAUCAACCCGUUCGCUGCUUUCUCCACCAAGGCUGUGAGCGUGGGAGUGGGAGUAUCAUGGGUUCCUUUGCAGUGCUCCACAGUUUCUCUCAUCAUCUCGUAUGCGCGCACGUUUGUCUUCUUCUACUCCAUCGGCCUGCAUAUCCUCGUGGCUCUCAGCAUGUACCGCCUCUCCAGCCUCAGCCAUGCCAGGAGCAAGGGGGUGGUGUAUGUGCGUUUCAAGGCACAGAGUGAGGCAGUCUCGGCUAAGAAACAACUCCAUGGCAUCCGCAUGGGAAGAAACAACAUAUCAGCUCACUACUUCCCCCCUCAUUCAGCUGACUGCACUGAACCGCACUCCACACCUGUCAUUCCUUCUUCUGCUGCUGCUCCUUCUACUGCUCACAAGCAUGGAGCACACAGGGAGGCAUCACCACCACCACCGCCGCCGUUACAGCAAAGGCCUUUCACUGACCCCUCUCUCCGCCGCCUGCUGCAUGCCCUCAUGGCUUUCAGCGAGCAAGAACAGCUGGUUUCACAAAGGCGUGAAGGAGAGGGAGCAACAGCAGCAGCAGCAGCAGCAGCAGGGCAGGAACAACUUAUUGUGAGAGAAAAUACUAUUGACCGAGAGAAGGGGAUGACAGGUGCAGAGGAAGCAGUGGGCCAACAGCAGGGAUUGGGAAGCAGAGGGAAGGAGAGGGUUGAAGAGAGAAGGGACGAAGCAGCAUUGCCUAUAGGGGAGGUGCACGCAGAAAGGGGAAGCCAUUUAGCAGCAGGAGGGGGGGAGGGAGAAAGCUGUGUGGAGGAAGGGAGCUAUUAUCCCUUUCCUCCCCCACACUUUAGGUACGCGUACCCUCCUCCGUCUGCUCCCACCAUCAUCAACAUUGCUCUUGCACUCAUCGCCACACCCCGCCUAUACACGCAGAGACCCCCCUCCCUGGCACCUCUUCCUUUUCAUCCUUCAUAUUUCCGCCACUCUACCCCGUUCCCUUCUACGCCCUUCCCUCCCUCACCCUUCGUUCCCGCACUCUCUCCCUUCCCUCCACCACCCACGCACCGUCCACUCCCCUCUCCCUCUCCUGCCCCAUCUCCCUCUCAUGCUCCCCUGCCACACACCGUCUCACCCGCUGCUGCUUUCGCUGCAUCGCCCGCCUCCUCCUCUCAACCCACCACGAGCUCUUUUGAUUCGCCCUCACAGCCCCUCAGAGCACAGUCGCCCUUGCCAACAGCAGCAGCGCCACCACCACGUUCCAUCCCAUCAAAUCCUAGUCCUGGGACGUUUCUAAGCACCGUCAGUGCCGCCGCGUCCUCCUCCCAACCCUCCACGAGCCCCUUCGAGGCGCCCUCACAGCCCCUCAGAGCACAGUCACCCUUGCCACCAGCACAUUCCGUCACCACCCCGUCCGAUGCAAGCCUUCUGACGCCGAAAAGCACCGCACGAAUUGCCGCUGCUGAUGUCAAUGCCUCCCGCCUCCCACCCUCCGCGUCCCGCCCUGUCACAAGCCUCCUUGAAACGCCGUCACAGCCCCUCAGCAGCGCACAAUCAUCCAUACCAGCAGCAGCUGCCACCCGAUUGAAGAAGGGUUUUGAGACGUCUCAAAACCCUUCUUCAGUCAAUGACUCCCGCCUCCCGCUUUCCACGUCCCGCCCUGUCACAAGCCUUCUCGAAACGCCGUCACAGCCCCUUGGCGCACAAUCAUCCAUACCAGCAGCAGCUGCCACCCCAUCCAAUGCGACUCUUGAAAUUCCUCGAAGCACAGCUUCCCGCCCCAAACCUCCUGGGCUUUUCCCCGCACAGACAGAUUCCAGUGUUGGUGGUGGUAGAGAUGGCGGAAGGGGUGCCGUGCUUCCCAUAGCAGAAAGAAGGGAGGGAGGCGGAGUUAUCAGAACAAGGAAGAGAGGAGAGGUGGAGGAGGAGGAAGAAGAGGAGGAGGAGGGAGGGGAUGAGGGUGUGUGGGAGGAAGGCGAGGAGAAGCGGCUGGAGAGAGCUGGAGUGAGAAAGGUGGUUGCAGGAAAUGGAGGAAGGGUUGCGGGACGGGCAGGGCUGGUGGUCAAGAAAAGGACGCCUGUUUUGCAGAUCCAGUUGCGGCCAGAGAAAAAGAAACCAAGAACUCACGAGGGCAGGGCAGCUGAAAGCAAUGCUGCAGUGACAGACCAAGAUUUUGGGGUGUCAUUAACAGACCAGGAGGUUAUGGUGACACUGACGGGACGAGGUGCGAUGACAACGGGCGGACAGAAGGAGAGCGGUGCAGUGGCAGAGGCAAUUUUGGAGUCGGAUGGGGUGGAGGAGGGACAGCGGCAGGAUGGAGCUGGUUUCGAGGAGGGAAGGGGAAAAUACACGGACGGGCACAAGGAAAUCCGGAUAUAUGACGAGGGGGGAACCAAGGCGAAGGCAGAGGAAGGGGAUGUGGGGAAAAGGGAGAGGACAAAUGUGGGGGAGAAGGGGGGUGAUAGAGAGACGUGCAGUUUGGCAGAUGGUGUGGAUAAGGAGAGAGAGGUGAGGCGUGAGGAGGAUCUGAGAGAGGAGGGGAGUGAGGAGGAUUGGAGAGGGGAGGGGGAUGAGAAGAAGGCCACUUUGGAGGAGUUGAGGAGUCAGCAGCUGACAGGGGAGCAGUUGCUGGAGUGUGCAGCGUAUAAGGUGGGAAACUGUUAUGCAAUUGGUGCACUUACUGUAAAUAUGGACACACAAUGUGGGCUGAGGAGGCAGCAGCUGAGAGGAGAGCAGUUGCUGGAGUGUGCAGCGUAUAAGGUGAGAAACUGA